This is a messenger RNA of Penicillium pulvis, 1926 nucleotides long. RefSeq lists its product as uncharacterized. NCBI's taxonomy places the organism in Eukaryota, Fungi, Ascomycota, Eurotiomycetes, Eurotiales, Aspergillaceae. Gene Ontology annotation, biological process: cell wall organization. Gene Ontology annotation, cellular component: cell surface; extracellular region; fungal-type cell wall. The transcript has a single exon. The record is from RefSeq and is a predicted model, not a curated record. Bases 1 to 1926 code for a protein of 641 amino acids. Gene Ontology annotation, molecular function: glucan endo-1,3-beta-D-glucosidase activity; 1,3-beta-glucanosyltransferase activity.
AUGGAUCGCUCUAGCAACUCAAACAUCCCUGAGCCACCUCGCAGAUACUCCCACACAGACCGACAAGACUCCUCAGUAACACCGGGCGUCGAUAACCUAGGCCCCAACUCCAUAGGUGGCGGAAUCAGCGGCAUAGCACUCGGAAUCGCGAAUACACACGAUCGCCAAAGCGGUAUCGACGCGGUUCGCGGCAUGGAUAUGGAUUAUCAACAGGAUGGAUACACCGGUCCGGCUGAACGAGGCUUUCGCACAACUGGCUCGGAUAAUCCCUACGUACCUGUCUCGCCUAACUCUGGCACUGGGUAUGGGAGUCCUGAAUCGUUUCAAACGGAAUUGCAUCAAUUUCCGUACGGGUCGGGGUUGGCACUUGGGAAUGAGGGUGCAUCGCCGGCUAUGCAGACGCCCCAGCAUUCUAGUGCACAUUUAAGUGAGGCGCGGCGGAGUUUUUAUGAAGGCUCCAUUAAGGGUGCGAGUGCCCCGGCGCCUUAUGGUGGGAAUGGACUUGUCAGUGAUGGGCCUUAUCAGAGGUCGUCGCAGUAUAAUGCUGGGGCGAUGAGUAUACCGGUUGACAUUAAUCCUGAUGAGAUUGUGGAUGAUGGAGACGAUGAGUUUGGACCUGGGUCUAGGGCUCUGGCAACAGGAGCUGGUGCUGGGACCGGAGCUAAAGCGCACAGUGGCUUCUUUGGAGGGUUCUUUGGGACAGAGAAGGGUGCUGGUGUUUCUUAUGAUGCUGUGCCUGGCGGUGGAUUGGAGGCUGGACGCGGUGGGAAGAAGACGCUCGGUAUGGAAGGGAGAAAGAAGCGGGGAUUGAUAGUUGGCGCAGUGCUUGGUUUUAUUAUUCUUGCUGCCAUCAUUGGCGGUGCUGUUGGUGGCACGCUUGGAAGUCGACAUGCCGAUCAGUCAUCUUCAAGCGGGUCCGCAUCGGAUGAUGAGAAGAACAACGGAGAUCUUACCAAGGACUCGACUGAGAUCAAGGAACUUAUGGGAAACAAAGAUCUGCACAAGGUUUUCCCUGGAAUGGACUACACGCCUUGGGGUGUACAGUAUCCACUUUGUCUGAAGUAUCCGCCUUCUCAGAACAAUGUGACUCGUGACCUAGCGGUGCUGUCUCAGUUGACCAACAAUGUCCGCUUAUACGGCACGGACUGCAAUCAGACGGAGAUGACUCUGCACGCGAUUGACAAGCUUGGGUUGACUGACAUGAAAGUUUGGCUUGGAGUGUGGAUCGACUCGAAUACCACGACAACAAAACGCCAGAUCAAUCAGCUGUAUGACAUCUUGGAUAAAACCACCGAUAGGUCUAUUUUCAACGGCGUGAUUGUUGGCAACGAAGCCCUGUACCGCGCCGGUACAGAUAAGACAUCGGCCGAGACGAACCUCAUCAACUAUAUCACUGAUGUCCGAGAUGAGGUCAAGAAACGCAGCACCGACAUGCUGAUCGCUACAUCCGACCUUGGUGACAACUGGAAUGCCAAGCUGGUGAGCGCCGUCGAUGUUGUCAUGUCCAACGUGCAUCCAUUCUUCGCGGGUGUCAAUGUCGACGUUGCCGCUGCUUGGACGUGGAGUUUCUGGCAGAAUCACGACGUCUCACUCACCGAGGGCACAACAAAGAAGCAAGUUAUCUCCGAAGUGGGAUGGCCUAGCGAUGGAGGCAAAGAUUGCGGUGAAAGCCCGGUGUGCAAUUCCGAUACUCCUGGUUCAGUAGCAAGCAUUGAUAACAUGAACACAUUCAUGUCCGACUGGGUCUGUCAGGCUCUGGACAACGGCACCGACUACUUCUGGUUCGAGGCCUUUGACGAGCCGUGGAAAAUCCAGUUCAACACUCCUGGCAAGGAGUGGGAAGACAAAUGGGGUCUCAUGGACUCGGCACGCAAGAUCAAACCUGGUCUUAAGAUCCCCGAUUGCGGUGGCAAGACUGCUUCUUAA